AUGGAGAACCAGAGCAGAGGCAAGGGGGACACGCCGAAGGAGGAGAAGCGCAAAGAGAAGAAGCCGAAAUCUGGCAAGCUCUUCCGAAGGAAGUCGCUGAAGUCUGUGGGGAGUUUAAUGAACAGAAUCAUCAAAACGCUGGGCACUUUGACCCACUUUGGAGACGCGGACGCGCGGGACGCGGAGGACGACGACGGGGGGUUUCGGAACGGCGCACCAUGCACCCUCAGCGCGGGCUCGGGGAUCCUCAGGGACGACGCACACUCGACUCGGGAUCGCGCGGCGAAGGACACCUCGAGCACGUCUUCCUCCCUGUGCGUCGGCAGAGACAAACUGCUUCACCAGUUCGCAGACAAAGUCCCAGGCGUCCUGGGGCUGAAGAACCACGGGAACACCUGUUUCAUGAACGCCGCGGUCCAGUGUUUGAGCAACACGGACCUGCUCGCGGAGUACCUGGCGCUGGAGCGGUACAAGCUGGACCUGAGCCAGACCCGGAGGAACGGGCUGGUGAAAAGUGACCUCGCCAAGGGAGAAGUCACGGAGCAGUUGGCCUCGCUGGUCAGGGCUCUGUGGACCCUGGAGUACACCCCGCAGCUGUCUGUGGACUUCAAGACUAUAGUGUCCAAGUACGGGUCGCAGUUUCGCGGUAACUCCCAACACGACGCCCUGGAGUUCCUCCUGUGGCUGCUGGACCGCGUCCACGAAGACGUCAAUCUGGCCUCGCACAACAACAACAACAAGACCAAAGCUCCCGGAAAGGGCCCCGGUGGAGCUGAGGAGGUGACGUCUCCUGACCUGUCCCAGUCCCAGCAGCACAGCUUUGUCCAGGAACAUUUCCAGGCACAGUACAAAUCUUCACUGACAUGCCCUCACUGUAUGAAGCAGAGCAACACCUUUGACCCGUUCCUCUGCAUCUCACUCCCAAUUCCUCUUCCCCAGACCAGGUCGCUGUUUGUGAUUCUGGUGUUCAGCACCAAAGGACAGAGGUACCUGCGGGUCGGGCUGGCUGUGCCUCUGUUCGGCUCUGUGGCCUGCCUGAGGAGGAUGGUGGCUGACGAGGGGAAACUUUCCCCAGACCAGGUGAUCCUGACGGAGGUGUACUCUACAGGCUUCCAGCGCUCCUUCUUUGAUGAGGAGGAUCUGACCAGCAUAGCUGAGAAUGAUGUCAUCUACGCCUUCCAGGCUCCGCCCCUGUACAUCAGAGGAGGCUCCGCACGGAUCUCAGGCUACCAUCACAGCCUCCCCUCAUCUCCAUACUCCACUGGUCCCGAAGGUCAGAGGUUACCUUCAUCUGGGACGUUGUCAUCGGAGUUCCUCAACCAAGGCGUCUCUGUAAAGAUUCUGCUGUUGGUGUGCAAUGCUGCGGGGGCCGGCCAACAGGCUGUGAGGUUUGGACCUCCGUUCCUGAUGAGGGAGGACCGAUCCAUCUCCUGGGACCAGCUGCAGCAGAGCAUCCUCAGCAAGCUUUAUUACCUGAUGAUCAAUGGGGCUCAGGCGCAGAAUACCAGAGUGCUGUUCAACAUCCGUGUGGUGGGAGGAUCGUCAUUUUACAGCUACCUGUCUCCUCAGGACGGGCGGCCGCUCUACCACCCCGCUGUCGACAGAGCCCUGAAGCUCUGCUGCUCCGGAGGACCCCCACACGUGAAGCUCAUCAUCGAGUGGGAGCACAGAAUCAAAGACUGCCUGUUUGGUAACAUCCAGGAGGAGGUGGUGAAGGACGCGGACAGCGUGAGGAAUCAGCAGCAGCAGCACGUCCAGCAGUACAGCUGCACGUUGGACGAGUGCUUCCAGCUCUACACCAAAGAGGAACAGCUGGCCCCGGAUGAUGCCUGGAAGUGCCCCCACUGUAAGCAGCUGCAGCAGGGCAUGGUGAAGAUGAGCCUGUGGACGCUCCCGGACAUCCUUAUCCUCCACCUGAAGCGCUUCCGGCAGGUGGGGGAGCGGAGGAACAAGCUCACCACGUUCGUGCAUUUCCCCCUGGCGGGCCUAGACAUGACGCCGCACAUGGUGAGCCGCAGCCACGCCACCCACCAGCCCCCUCUCCAGCCAGGCUGGACGCAGCCCCGGCGGCCUGACCUGGCUCCCCUCGACUUCCUGUACGACCUGUAUGCCGUAUGCAACCACCACGGAGGAAUGCACGGCGGACAUUACACAGCCUUCUGCAGGAACUCGGUGGACGGCCAGUGGUACAGCUAUGAUGACAGCAGUGCCGAGCCGGUGCCUGAAGCAGAGGUGUGCACACGUGGAGCCUACAUCCUCUUCUAUCAGAGGAAAAACAACAUCCCUCCUUGGUCGGCCAGUUCCUCAGUGACCGGUUCCACAAGCUCAUCCACCUCUGACCACUGGCUGGUCCGGCUGGCAGGGGGCAGUAAGAGGGGCAGCGUGGUGUCAGGAGGACCUGGACCUGGACUUGCGGGGCCCAUUCAGGCCCCGGAGUCUCCUGAGCUGCCAGUGUUUGGAGACGAACCCCCCAAAACAAACGGCUUUGCAGCCAAGCCGUUUGUCCCUGGGAGCCGAGGCAGGAGUGUGAGCAUGAGAUCCCCGACUAAGCCCAAGGAGACUCUGAGCAAAGUUCUGCCACUGCGGUGGUCAUUUGUAUCCAAGGACCGCAUUAGACACCCGACCCAGACCCGUCCUGGGGAGCUGGUGGAGUACCUGGAGUCUGGGCGCCGCCCCCGAUGCACCAAAGACCCGAUCAUAACGCUGGUGGCCACCCCCCCACAAAGAAACGCCCCGGGAAGAGCCUUUGACGUCGGACAGGACUGCAGCUCACCGAGCGGCAGCAGCCUCAGCUACACAGACAGAACCGGCUCCGACACGUGUUACUCCCCCAAACUGCCAGAGGGACAGAGCCGGGCUUGUGUGGAGAGAAGCAUGAGCCAGGGACUCGGUAACAGGGACGAUGGCUCUCUGAGGCUGAGGUCAUCUAAGAGAACAAGGCCGGACCACGGCAGGACCCUGGACCUCCAGCUUCAGCUUCAGAGAGGGGCCCUUCUGACGGAUCACAUCAGCCACAGCGCGCCUCAGAGCAGAGAUUCCACAUUGAGAAGGACCAAGGCCCAGACGGGGGUGACUUUCAGGACGCAGAAAGACAUUCAACCUGAGGACAGGAGUGGCCCGAGGGGACAGGAGGGCCGCAGCCACGACAGCCUCCUGUCUUUCUUCAAACCUGGUUUCAUGAGGAAAGUCAUUCCCGGGUCACCAAUCAAGGGGCACGAGCAGCGUGUGAACGGCCAUGGGCACCCGGAGAAGCCGGCGAGCAGUAAUUUAGCCAGACUGUCCCUCUCCAAUGGGACGCUGGCAAGCGCCAGCCCGAGCUGCGACACCCGUAACUGCAAAGUACAGCUGGUCAACGGAAAGGCUGGCGUUCACGACCCCGUGGACAUAAAGCGCGCUCACAGCUCCAGUAACAUCCAGACGAGGCUGGAUUUGACAUUUCGCAGGUGUGCCUCCCUGCAGAGGAACGGAGAAAUCGUGGCCCCGCCGGCCCACCGCGGCCUGCUGUCAGACAAGCCGCGCUACGCCACUCUGCAGCGCACAUGAUGCAGUACCACGUCCCCGGUGCCUCUGUGACAGCCCUGACUGACAGCUGACCACCAGGACCUCUCUACAGACGCC
Cyclopterus lumpus (lumpfish) is the source of this 3618-nucleotide messenger RNA. It is a transcript of the gene usp43b, whose product is annotated as ubiquitin specific peptidase 43b. The coding region runs from base 1 to 3543 and encodes 1180 amino acids. The record is from RefSeq and is a predicted model, not a curated record. Gene Ontology annotation, molecular function: cysteine-type deubiquitinase activity. The transcript is spliced from 16 exons. NCBI's taxonomy places the organism in Eukaryota, Metazoa, Chordata, Actinopteri, Perciformes, Cyclopteridae. Gene Ontology annotation, biological process: protein deubiquitination.